This is a messenger RNA of Daldinia loculata, 978 nucleotides long. RefSeq lists its product as uncharacterized. Lineage: Eukaryota; Fungi; Ascomycota; Sordariomycetes; Xylariales; Hypoxylaceae. The transcript has a single exon. The coding region runs from base 1 to 978 and encodes 325 amino acids. The record is from RefSeq and is a predicted model, not a curated record.
AUGGAUUUCCAGGGGGAAGUGACAUCUGAACAAGCUAAAAAGCGGAAGGCACAGGAAGCAUUACAAGAAGCCCGGGUUAAGCUCUACCUUCGUAUUAGACCAGAGAACGCGCUGAAGAUUGAGUCGAGCUUGAGGCCGCAACCGUCUCCGAAUAGCAGCACUUCUUUUUCACAUACCCCAUCCAAAACUCCAUCAAGCCAGACCAGCGAGCUUGGUAGUGAAGCACAUGGAUCAGAAACGUCGCGAAGUUCAGUAGAGGUGUCCCCUCGCCGUCCCUCUCCAUCGUCCCGGGAAGAAUCGAGGCCACCUUUCGAAUCCACUAGGAACACAUGGGAGUUAUGGGAUAAUUCAGUCGACAAGUGGCCCUGGAAGCAACAUGAAGCACACUUCAGAUCGGGGAAGAAUGCUCUUCGGAUAGUCACAUCGCCAAUAGUAAAUUUCUGGCUAGAACAUGAUCUGCUCCGAAACAAAAAUGAUAUAGGCGGAUUGCUCGACAUGAUAGAUGUCUUAUGCCAGGCCAACUCCAUCGACAAUUGCACCGAGAUUGUUAUCAGACACUUGGCCUUUCAAAGAAAGUUCUUAGAAAUAGCCAAACUCGAGGAACAGAGACGCGAGCUAAACGGUCCCGACUAUAUCAACAGGCUGAACGUCGUCGCCAGUGAACUGUUUAACAAGACGGAAGGGUUUUUCCACAUGCUCAUUAAAACUGUGAAGCGUCACAAAAAGAUGGAAAAACGCAGAUAUGAAGAGCACAGGGAUUGGAACCAAAGUCGGGCACAGGAGGGUCGCGGCAAUUAUCCCGGUCUAUCCCGUGGUUUGCCAUCUCCACUCCGCUAUGAGCUCAACGUCGAUGAUUCCUGUCCAGACCAAUCUUCAUACAGUACCGAUGAGACGGUUAAUGGCCCUCUUGAGCCGGAGAACACUGAAGAACAGUCCGGGACAUGGGGCCCUAACAACCCCGACGACGUGGAAUGGUGA